Molecule: messenger RNA, 489 nt
Organism: Rotaria sp. Silwood2
Lineage: Eukaryota; Metazoa; Rotifera; Eurotatoria; Philodinida; Philodinidae
Source: the annotation of a GenBank genome assembly
AUGCCUCGUAAUAAGAUACCAGAAGGUAUGAAAGGGAUGGUCAAAUAUUUUUUGACAAAAAAUUAUUCAUAUUCUGCUAUACAAGAAGAAUUAGCGGAGAUGAAUUUUAAUAUAUCAAGAAGUACGAUUAGUCGCAUUGCUAACAAGGUUGGAAAGCAGCGUGAAUUAGCUUUAUUAAAUAAUCAAAAACCAAAAUUUUAUCGUCGGCGUCAUUUAGCAACACCUGAUAUUAUCCGUCGUAUUACAUUAUGUAUAAGUAGAGAAAAUCCUCCGACAACUCGAUUAAUGGCUGCAAGAUGCAAUGUUAGUGUUGGAACUGUUAUGAAUGUUAUUCGUGAUGUUAUUCAUGCAAAAUGUCUUAAAAAAAGACCAGUACACCAGUUAAAUCCAGCUGUUAUUGAGAAGAGAAAAAGGAGAGCUUGGCGUAUGUAUCUUCGAUUAGUCAAUGAAAAACUUACGAGUGCGACCCCUUGUGGAGCCAACAUGUAA